This is a messenger RNA of Acaulospora morrowiae, 167 nucleotides long. The record is from the annotation of a GenBank genome assembly. Lineage: Eukaryota; Fungi; Glomeromycota; Glomeromycetes; Diversisporales; Acaulosporaceae.
AGAUGUGAAUUUAUUACAAGAGAUGAGAGUAAAUAGAUAUAAUAAACUUACUAAUAUUAAUAAUCGGGAUCAAGAGGUUAAUAGGAUUAAGAAUGAUAUGGAAAAAAAUAUUCUUGAAUUGGAUAAGGAAUUGUUGGAUCGAGAUAUUGAAGGAUCAGAUAUUAUAA